UACUUCAGCUUCUAGGGUUUCUCCCACCAUUUCGUCUGUUUUCAGCCUCUUCUAUCAUUUUCUCCUAACCCUCUCUACCAGUAACGAAAAUGGCGGAUUCGUUGGUGUUGCGCGGCACCAUGAGAGCCCACACUGAUUGGGUCACCGCAAUUGCCACCCCAAUCGACAACUCCGACAUGAUUGUCACGUCUUCGCGUGACAAAUCCAUCAUCGUUUGGCGCCUCACCAAGGAAGACAAAACCUAUGGUGUCGCCCAGCGCCGUCUGACUGGUCACUCCCACUUUGUUCAAGACGUCGUUCUCUCAUCCGACGGCCAGUUCGCCCUAUCCGGAUCAUGGGACGGUGAACUCCGUCUAUGGGAUCUCAACGCUGGAACCACCGCACGCCGGUUCGUUGGUCACACCAAGGAUGUCCUCUCUGUUGCAUUCUCGAUCGACAAUCGUCAGAUUGUGUCUGUGUCGCGUGACAAAUCCAUCAAACUGUGGAACACACUCGGUGAGUGCAAAUAUACAAUCCAAGAUGGUGAUGCUCACACUGAUUGGGUAAGCUGUGUUCGUUUCAGCCCUAACACAUUGCAGCCAACGAUCGUCUCAGCUUCUUGGGAUAAGACAGUGAAGAUCUGGAAUUUGACUAAUUGCAAGCUGAGGUCAACUUUAACCGGCCAUGCCGGAUAUGUUAACACCGUUGCGGUGUCUCCGGAUGGUUCUCUGUGUGCUAGUGGUGGGAAAGAUGGGAUGAUUUUGCUAUGGGACUUGACUGAAGGAAAGAGACUGUACUCUCUAGAUGCUAGUUCGAUUAUUCACGCCCUCUGUUUCAGCCCUAAUAGGUACUGGCUAUGCGCUGCUACGGAGUCCAGCAUUAAAAUCUGGGAUCUGGAGAGUAAGACCAUUGUUGUGGAUCUUAAGGUUGAUCUCAAGCAGGAGUCUGAAAUGGCAGCUGAAGGCACCGCUACGCAAACCAAUGCUGGAAAAACUAAGGUUAUCUACUGCACAAGCUUGAGUUGGAGUGUGGAUGGAAGCACACUGUUUAGUGGAUAUACAGAUGGAGUUAUAAGAGUUUGGGGUGUUGGUCGCUACUAGAAACGAUCAAAGGUUAGUUGCAGGCAUCGUGAUGGCUAUUUCGAUUAGGUUCCAGUUUUGGAGACAUUUUUACUUUGUGUUGUUUCUUGAGUUUACUUUAUUAUACUUCUCUAUCAAUACCCUUUAAUUUUUGGCUUUUCUUGAUGAAUUUACCAAGUAUGAUUGUUGCUGGAUGCAUUAUGCAGAGUUGUGUUUUAUGUACAAGUAGAAUAGACAUGAAUGGGUUGUCUUCUUUUUUAAAAUACAUGUUUUUAAGAGUUU
Molecule: messenger RNA, 1340 nt
Organism: Cynara cardunculus var. scolymus (artichoke)
Lineage: Eukaryota; Viridiplantae; Streptophyta; Magnoliopsida; Asterales; Asteraceae
Product: guanine nucleotide-binding protein subunit beta-like protein
Exons: 2
Coding region: 90-1079 (329 amino acids)
Biological process (GO): positive regulation of protein phosphorylation; rescue of stalled cytosolic ribosome
Cellular component (GO): nucleus; cytosol
Molecular function (GO): protein kinase C binding; translation regulator activity; ribosome binding
Source: RefSeq, a predicted model, not a curated record